CUCCCAUUGAUUGAUCUCCACUACACUCCCCGCUGACCAGAGAAAACACUCGAUAGCGAAUGCGAGAGGGGAUUUAAAUUGGACAAAUACUGUCCACCUCGCUUGACGGAUAAGGUAGCUGUCUGUUUUCUCACGCAGUCCGAGGUAAUCCGAUAUUAAUACUGUUUAACGACGAGCCCAACCUCGACACGGUGCGACGUUAGCUAGCUCGUAAUGUCGGCACUGGACUUGUUUUUCCCUCUAGACUCCGCUUCCUGUUAGCCUCGGGCUAGCUGGAAAAUCGGAAUUAUGCUAAUGAACGAGCAGGUAUAGUUAGCCAACGCAAAGGGGUGUAACUUUACUACUUACAGAAAGGCUUACCCGUCGCAGUUUAGUUGCAGUUUAUUCACGAACCUAUGCUAUUAACUUUGUUUCACAGCCAGCUACCAGGGCAGCUGGUUUCCUUUAGUUUGCUAGCGCUCGACAGCUAGCCAUCUUGCUUGUGUUGAAAGGGGUUUAAGAAUUUAACUUGACAAGCUUUUUGGGUUUGCAGAGAGAGAAGGAUAUUAACUUUUGUUGCAGUUGCUCGUUAAUAUAAGCGUCGGCAAUGGGAUUACUCGUGUAGGAUCCAAUUACGUGCGACUGUUUCCUUUUUAAAAAUACUUUAUUUCUCUGUGGGGGGAAAAAGCCUGACUCUUCUUCCACUGUGAAAAGACAAUAGAGAACCUGAGACUCUCUCAGCUGUUGUUCUGGCACCGACGAAAACCCCACUGACAACUCAACUCAUGAUAAAAAAUAGUAUUUUGAUAAUUGUGUGUUUAAACCUCCAUGCUGAUAAAGCUGUAAUAUCCUCUUUUUUAAAAAAAAAUACUCAUGUGCGUUCAUAAGUGGUACAAUAAAUAAAGGGUCUCCGCACAGAUACCGAGGAGUGGAUGUGAUGCAGAUGGUGCUUGUGCGACAUAUGAGGGCUGAACCCGCUGCCUCCAGGUAUCCCCGCUCGGUUUAUUGAGACAGCGGCUUUAAAUGCCUCAGAAAACACUCGCAGUAGCCGGUCGUCUUCAGAGGUAACUAGGUGGGUAGAGAGACGCGGAGAAGCGGUCUGAAGAGGGAGGCUCCUGUCCGUUUCUGUACGUCCAUCUCUCCAGCCUACCUUCAUCACGUCCAUCCACCACCACCGCCCCCCUUCUUCUCCUCCUCCUCUUCCUCCACCUCCUCCCCAGUCAUGGACCCCCCGAGGACUCGGUCGCGGUCUCGGUCUGGCUUCUAUCAUUUCGGCAUGAACGGCAACAUUGGGAGCAAUGGCAGUGGUAACGCGGUUGGUAACGGGAGCAUGAUGAACGCCAGCGGAGGAGGAGUGAGCUACCCGCAGCAGAGCAACCCCGGCUGGGCGCCGCACCACGGAGGUCGUAGCUACCCGGAGAGCCAGCAGCAGCACACCCAGGGGAGCUACCUGUCCGCAGGGGCGCAGCGCCACUCUUCGCACGGAGCUCACAGACACCCCGGGGCCGGAGGAGGGCUACAUUUCCAUCCAGAUAAUGUGUGCAGCGAGGAUCGGGACAAAAUGGAAGACAGCCCGAGUCCGAAAAGGCAGCGUCUUUCCCAACAGUCCAUGUUGGAUCUAAGCUCCGCCCCUCCCUCUACUCCUUCCUCUCCCAUUCGCCCCUGGGAGCUGCCUCCCAGUCGCAGACCACACCCCCAUUACAUGCCAGAGAGAUGCCAUACACCUCUUCGCAACCGACGCAGCCCUCCAAUGAGACGCCAGCGUGGCCGGAGAGACCGUCUGACUCGCCACCACCACCACGCCCACAACAACCACAACAACCACAACAACCACCACCACUACAACAGCAACAACAACCAUCACCACCACCAUCACCACCCCAACGCCCACCAUCAUCACCACCACCACCACAUGCACUCUCACCACGGCCCGUCGCCAGGCCACCAGGAUGAGAACUACCGUCACCCGGCUCCACCUCUGGGCUACCCACCCUACAGCCAGCAACCUCCCCGAGGGCUGGGGCCUGGGCCUGAAGAGCGCCCGGGUCACCAUCCCCCAAACCCCUCCCCGAGGCCCCUCCACCAGUCACCGAAUCUGUCUCCCAGGCUGCUGCACCCUGCGGCCCAUCCACAGCACCCGCACCCCCAUCCACACCCCCAUCCAUCUCAGCAACAGAGCAGUAUGGUGCUGGACCUCCAUGAACAGGGUUCAGCUCCUGUCUCGUAUCCUGUGUCUCCUCCGGGAGCGCCACCAGGCCUGCCGCCUCGCUCUGCCCCUCAGCAGAUCCCAGCAUGCUCAGUAGUCUUCAGUGGACAGCACUAUCCCGUCUGCAGUGUCCCUCCUCCUGUGAGUGUCCUUCAGACUUGUUCUGUGCAGCACCUACCCAUGCCCUACCCAUUCCCAUCACUGCUGUCCAGUGAUCCGACCUUCCUGCUUCCCCCUCCUCACCUCCCCCAUCCCCCAACACAUCUUUCCCACCACCCACCUCACCUGCCUCAGCCUGGACAGUUUGGACCCUAUCCGACACAGCAGGCCCGAUCGCCGUUACAGAGGAUAGAGAAUGACGUAGAGCUGCUUGGAGAGCACCUCUCUUUGGGUGCUGGGCUCCACUAUCCUCCUGCCACCCACCCUGCCCUCACCCCACACUCCACACAGCUUCACUUCCUCUCCCAUGACCCCUUGCCACAGGAAUUCUUCGGAGUGUCCUACCCAAACUUUAUUCCUCGGCGUCUCCCUGGGCGACGGUACCGCUCACAGCAGCCACUGCCACCUUCGCCUUACCACCCCAGCCUCCUGCCUUACUUCCUUUCAAUGCUGCCAGUCCAGCCAACAGGUCCUGCGAUCAGUCUAGAGCUGGAUGUAGACGACGGAGAAGUGGAGAAUUAUGAGGCCCUCCUGAACCUCGCUGAGCGUCUGGGAGAGGCCAAACUCCGAGGACUGACCAAGGGAGACAUAGAACAGCUUCCUUCCUAUCGGUUCAAUCCAAAUAACCAUCAGUCUGAACAAACACUGUGUGUGGUGUGUAUGAGUGAUUUUGAGUCCCGCCAAUUGCUGCGAGUCCUGCCCUGCAGCCACGAGUUCCAUGGGAAGUGCGUCGACAAGUGGCUGAGGGCCAACAGGACGUGUCCCAUUUGUCGGGCCGACGCCUCAGAGGUCCAGAGAGACUCCGAGUGACCACAUGAGGGAGCCAGACGCUCCGAAUUGUCUGUCAAACAUGCUCAGCACUACCUGCUCCUGAUAUAGUGAUACACAUGUACGUGCUCACACACACACACACACACACACACACACACACACACACCACUUCCUUGUCCUUUUGUGCAGCGCUUCCUGCUUGUCUGUUAUCCUUUCAAUCUUUAUCCCUUCUCAUUUACAUUGGAUAUGAUUUUUAUCUGAUUCCCUCUUCCCCAGUUAUUUUACCUUGGGUCAUUUCCCUUCUAUUAGUGUUUCCUAUUCACAUUAAUGCAGGCCUUCACAUCUUUGCCUGACCACUAUUCUGUAAUGGGGUGUGUGUGUGUGUGUGUGCGCGUGUGUGUGCGUGUGUGUGUGUACAACUGUGCAAUCGUUGUUUGGUCAGCCCUGUAAUGCUGGGCUGACAUGCCUGUGUGUGUGUGUGUGUGUGUGUGUGUGUGUGUGUGUGUGUGUGUGUGUGUGUGUGUGUGUGUGUGUGUGUGUGUGUGUGUGUGUGUGUGUGUGUGUGUGUGUGUGUGUGUGUGUGUGUGUGUGUGUGUGUGUGUGUGUGUGUGUGUGAGAGAAAGAGAUUUUUAGAUGUCCUGGAGCAUGCCUGAGUUUCUGUUGUGUAUCGGACAAGAGUUAACAACAUCAGAGAGUUUUUGCUCUCAUGAGUGACUGACUUUACUUCCUGUUUGUACGUUUAUGCACUGUCUGUCUGUAUGCAUACUAUGUGUGUAUGUAUGUUAUAGACUUAAAUCCUUUUCUCUAGUUUGACACUAAGGGUCCAUGUUGCCACUAUAUUUUUUUCGUUGCCUAUUUGAUCCAUUUAUUUCAGUAGAUUAUUAUUAUUAUUAUUAUUAUUAUUAUUAUUAUUAUUGUUAUUAUUCAACCAUUAUAAGUGAUUGUUUUCCUGCCUGGCAGUUACCUCAUCAUUCCGGUUCUGGUCAUCCUUUAUUACAAGCGCUUCACGGCACUACUUUGAAAUUAAGCACAUUAUAUAUUUUUCUUUUUCCUUUUGUUUUCUUAGUAAAAUAAGUUUGUCUGUGAUUUUGCAGUGGCACAUGUGUUACAUAUAUACAUAUAUCUAUAUAUACUGUAUAAAUCUAUGAAUAUCUGUAUACCAAAUAAAAGGCUUGAUAUGAACUUUUUAAA
Dicentrarchus labrax (European seabass) is the source of this 4306-nucleotide messenger RNA. RefSeq names its product E3 ubiquitin-protein ligase RNF38. Bases 1202 to 3154 code for a protein of 650 amino acids. The transcript is spliced from 12 exons. The record is from RefSeq and is a predicted model, not a curated record. Lineage: Eukaryota; Metazoa; Chordata; Actinopteri; Moronidae.